UCCGACGCCCCCGAGCAGCUCGGUCCGCUUAAACCCACCGAGACCCUCAAGCUCGCCGUCUUCUCCACCUCGUCGUACAUGCGGCACACGCAGACGCCCGUCAUCGAGGAAGCCUUCGGCGCGGGCAACGUCCGAUGGUUAGACGUCGGACUCACCCCGCAGACCGCGCCGCUCGCCGCGGGAUGCAACGCGACGUGCCUCUUCGUCAACGAUCGCGCCGACGCCGAGACGAUCGACGCCCUCGCCGACCUCGGCGUUCGGUUCAUCGCCAUGCGAUGCGCGGGGUUCGACAGGGUCGAUCUCGACGCGUGCGCUCGACGAGGCGUCGCGGUGACGAGGGUCCCCGCGUACAGCCCUUACGCCAUCGCCGAGCACGCCAUCGCCAUGAUGCUGGCGCUCAACCGCCAGCUCAUGAAGGGUCACGCGCGGGUCGUGCAGGGGAACUACUCCCUCAGCGGCCUCGUCGGGUUCGACAUGCACGGCAAGACGGUCGGGAUCGUGGGAACCGGAAAGAUCGGUCGAUGCACAGCGAAGAUCCUCCUCGGCAUGGGGUGCGAGGUGCUCGCCUACGACGUGUUCCAGUCCAAAGAGGCGAUCGCGAUGGGGGUCAAGUACGUGGACACCGUGCAGGAGCUGUUACCGCGGUGUCAGAUCGUCUCCCUCCACUGCCCGCUCACCGACGACACGUACCACCUCAUGGACGACGCGACGUUCAACCUCAUGCGGAAAGGAAGCAUGCUGGUCAACACGAGCCGCGGCGGCUUGGUCGACACGGCCGCGCUCGCGCGCGCGCUGGACGCGCAGAAGAUCGCGUGCGUCGCCAUGGACGUGUACGAGCACGAGGCGGGUUUGUUCUUCGAGGAUAAGAGCGAGGAGACGGACGCCACUCCGGGGAGCUCGCUAUCUCCGGAUUGGGACCUGAGCCUCGGCUCGCUCGCGUCGCGGCCGAACGUGUUGGUGACCAGUCACCAGGCGUUUCUCACCGCGGAGGCGCUCGGGAACAUCGCGAGCACGACGGUGGAGAACCUGCGGGAGUUCGCGGGGGGCGGGGGCGCGGGCGAGGGGGGCGGCUACGUCAACGAGGUGAUCGGCCACUGACGGAGUCUAGCCAGUCUAAGAUAUUUUACACGAGCCGAGUUUCACCGCCUU
This is a messenger RNA of Micromonas commoda, 1149 nucleotides long. It is a transcript of the gene LDHA, whose product is annotated as D-Lactate dehydrogenase. Lineage: Eukaryota; Viridiplantae; Chlorophyta; Mamiellophyceae; Mamiellales; Mamiellaceae. Gene Ontology annotation, molecular function: oxidoreductase activity, acting on the CH-OH group of donors, NAD or NADP as acceptor; NAD binding. The coding region runs from base 79 to 1098 and encodes 339 amino acids. The transcript has a single exon. The record is from RefSeq and is a predicted model, not a curated record.